AUGGACGGACCCGAGCCUGAAUCUACCCCCUUCGAUGCUAUUACCACUCAGAGCAAUCGAUUGGCACGCCAAUAUCAAGCCUAUCUCGAUAAAUCCACCCCUUAUACACCCUAUCGUUGGAUCGCGACCGGCACACUGCUCCUUCUCUUCUUCCUGCGCAUAGUAUUUGCCCAGGGCUGGUACAUCGUCGCCUACUGCCUCGGAAUAUACCUGCUCAAUCUCUUCCUCGCUUUUCUGCAACCCAAGUUCGACCCUAGCUUAACCCAGGAUGAAGGAUUGGAAGAUGGCGAGUCUGCUCUACCCACCAAGCAGGACGAUGAAUUUCGCCCCUUCAUCAGAAGACUACCCGAGUUCAAGUUCUGGCACUCGGCGACACGGGCCAUCACCAUCAGCUUUGUAUGCAGUUGGUUCGAGAUUUUCAACCUGCCCGUGUUCUGGCCCGUUCUGGUCAUGUACUGGCUGAUUCUGUUUUCCUUGACGAUGAGACGGCAAAUUCAGCACAUGAUCAAAUAUCGAUACGUUCCUUUCUCAAUCGGUAAGGCAAAGUACAGCGCCAACAAGUCGUAG
Messenger RNA from Exophiala bonariae, 567 nucleotides. RefSeq names its product retention in endoplasmic reticulum protein 1 (gene RER1). The transcript has 3 exons. Gene Ontology annotation, cellular component: Golgi membrane. Gene Ontology annotation, biological process: retrograde vesicle-mediated transport, Golgi to endoplasmic reticulum; protein retention in ER lumen. The coding region runs from base 1 to 567 and encodes 188 amino acids. NCBI's taxonomy places the organism in Eukaryota, Fungi, Ascomycota, Eurotiomycetes, Chaetothyriales, Herpotrichiellaceae. The record is from RefSeq and is a predicted model, not a curated record.